ACACGUGAACCCAACGUGGUAACAUCCAGCUCCUCCCGCGCCUCCUCUCCUCUUCCUCCUCCUCCUCGCCGCCGCUCACCAAAGCUCCGCAGUAGCCUUCUCUCCAUCUCCCCGACAGCCUUCGGACUUCGGCCGUCUCCUGCCCCGGACCGGACAGCAACCGUCAGCGUUUGUCUCUCUAACCCUCUGCAAUCAUGUCUUCAGUACUCCAGAAACUGAUCAGCCCUCUGGCAGGCACCCCCGCCGAGCCCCCCAGGAACAAGGUGACUGUGGUCGGUGUGGGCCAGGUGGGCAUGGCCUGCGCCGUCAGCAUCCUGCUGCGGGACCUGUGUGAUGAGCUGGCUCUGGUGGAUGUGAUGGAGGAUCGUCUCAAAGGGGAGAUGAUGGACCUGCAGCACGGCAGCCUCUUCCUCAAGACAUCCAAGAUCGUAGCAGACAAAGACUAUGCAGUUACAGCCAACUCUCGCCUGGUCGUGGUGACAGCAGGUGUUCGCCAGCAGGAGGGUGAGAGCCGUCUGAACCUGGUGCAGAGGAAUGUCAAUGUGUUCAAGUGUAUCAUCCCUCAGAUCAUGAAGUACAGUCCCAACUGCACCAUUAUUGUGGUGUCCAACCCUGUUGACGUACUGACCUAUGUGACCUGGAAGCUGAGUGGUCUGCCAAAGCACCGCGUCAUCGGCAGCGGCACCAACCUGGACUCAGCCCGCUUCCGUUAUCUGAUGGCUGAGCGCCUCGGCAUCCAUGCCAGCUCCUUCAACGGCUGGGUGCUGGGUGAACACGGAGACACCAGUGUGCCUGUGUGGAGUGGUGCAAAUGUAGCAGGAGUAAACCUGCAGAAGCUGAAUCCUGACAUCGGCACUGAUGCUGACAAGGAGCAGUGGAAGGCCACACACAAGGCUGUAGUGGACAGUGCCUACGAGGUGAUCAAGCUGAAGGGUUACACCAACUGGGCCAUCGGCCUGAGCGUGGCUGACCUGACUGAGAGCAUCAUCAAGAACAUGAGCCGUGUGCACCCCGUCUCCACCAUGGUCAAGGACAUGUAUGGUAUUGGUGAAGAGGUCUUCCUGUCCCUGCCCUGCAUUCUGAACAGCAGUGGUGUGAGCAGCGUGGUGAACAUGACCCUGACUGACAGCGAGGUGGGCCAGCUGAAGAAGAGUGCAGACACACUGUGGGGCAUCCAGAAGGACCUCAAGGACAUCUGAACUUCCAAAUAACACACACCUCCUGUAUGUUGCAGAACGGCCGGUCGAUAUGCACACACACUCCUUUUAUAAUGUCCCGCUCUCUUAGACUGUACCGCUCUUAUUUUAAUGGACAAUACCAAUGUUUUAGAAUUUGUGCCAGCGAGGAUUUUGGUUUUUAACGUACUGUAUGUCAUUGGGCCUGAUUUCACUUUUUCUUAUAUCCGUGUGACACCGUUUUAAUGCCUUCUUCCUGUCAAUCGCCUGAUACGUCUAAACACUCUGGUAUGUUCCUUUAAAAAGGGCACAUUUGCUCCCCACGGCUGGUAGGCUACUGUUGCUGUGUUACGUGUUUGUGUUGUGCAGAUGUGUACUGUAUGGAUUCUUGUGUUGCAGUUGUCCGGACCAGGAUCAAACACGACCCAUAAGUGUCACUGCCUUCCCCACCUUCUGUACUGAAUUGAAAGUGCUCCUUUUCUUACAGUUACUCUACAGCAGACACUGCACUCUGGUGAACACAUAAUAAUGAGCCAUGGCAUUGGAAUUUUAAGGAUUUUCUUCAUGACAGGGAGAUGGAGUAGAUUUUUAAACAUCCUCUGUGACUGUCCUUGUGUUGUAAACUGCGUCGGAAACAGCAACAUGUAACUUAAUAAACUUGAACAUGGC
Molecule: messenger RNA, 1844 nt
Organism: Mugil cephalus (flathead mullet)
Lineage: Eukaryota; Metazoa; Chordata; Actinopteri; Mugiliformes; Mugilidae
Gene: ldhba
Product: lactate dehydrogenase Ba
Exons: 8
Coding region: 195-1199 (334 amino acids)
Biological process (GO): carboxylic acid metabolic process
Cellular component (GO): cytoplasm
Molecular function (GO): L-lactate dehydrogenase (NAD+) activity
Source: RefSeq, a predicted model, not a curated record